AUGGUUAUUAACAAAUCAUUUUCAUCUGGUCGGCGAACACCGAAAAACCGUAAAAACAGGUCUGCUGUUUGGGAUGACUUCACGUUAGAUCCCGAAUCGGAAAAAAUAGUGAUAUGCGACCAUUGCGGCAAAAAGCUCAAGUAUAAUGGGACGAGUUCGAUGGCAGCACAUCUUAAGGUUUGCAAGCAUAAUCCGAAUAAUGAAUCUAACAAGAGGCAGAGAAAUAAUCCAUCGUCAAUGAAUGUUGAAGGGCAGGUGAUUUCUUCCCCUUUAAUGCCUAGGUUUGAUCAAGAGAAAUUGCGGUAUUUACUUGUGAAGAUGUUUGUAGGCAUGGAACUUCCUUUGAAUACAGUGGAGCAUCCUGAUUUUCAAGAAUUUGUAAAUGGCUUGAAUCCAAAAUUUAAUCUUAUAUCACGUACUACAGUUGCACGUGAUACUUUGUUGUUAUGGGAUGUAGAAAAGGCGAAAAUGAAAAAUUUUCUCGCCCAACACUGCCACAGAGUUUCCCUCACUGCUGAUACAUGGACAUAUGUCCAAAAUCUCUGUUAUAUGUGUAUCACUGCUCACUUUAUUGACAAUAACUGGACCUUGCAGAGUAGAGUUUUAAGUUUUUGCCAAGUCACAAGCCACUCCUUACUUUUGAAGGGGGAAUACUUACAUUUGCGUUGUUGUGCACAUGUCUUAAACCUCAUUGUGAAGGAGGGGUUGAAAGAUGUUGACGAAUCUGUUUUGAGAAUUCGAGGUUCAGUAAAAUAUGCUAGGGCUUCUGCUCACAGGUUUGCAAAAUUCAAAACAGCUGUAGAACUUUCGAACACAGAGUACAAAGGUCUUGUGUGCCUUGAUGUAGAAACAAGGUGGAAUUCGACUUAUUUAAUGUUAGACUCAGCUUUGAAGCAUCAAAAGGCUUUUGAAAUGCUUGAAAUUCAAGAUCCCAAGUUCACUGAGGAGCUAGUUGAAAAGGGGAAGGGUGUGCCCACAUAUAUGGAUUGGGAGGAAGCACAAGCGAUUCUGCCAUAA
This is a messenger RNA of Trifolium pratense (red clover), 1017 nucleotides long. Its product is annotated as zinc finger BED domain-containing protein RICESLEEPER 2-like. The coding region runs from base 1 to 1017 and encodes 338 amino acids. Gene Ontology annotation, molecular function: DNA binding. The transcript is spliced from 3 exons. The record is from RefSeq and is a predicted model, not a curated record. NCBI's taxonomy places the organism in Eukaryota, Viridiplantae, Streptophyta, Magnoliopsida, Fabales, Fabaceae.